Molecule: messenger RNA, 918 nt
Organism: Phaethon lepturus (White-tailed tropicbird)
Lineage: Eukaryota; Metazoa; Chordata; Aves; Phaethontiformes; Phaethontidae
Product: ammonium transporter Rh type B-A-like
Exons: 6
Biological process (GO): ammonium homeostasis; ammonium transmembrane transport
Cellular component (GO): plasma membrane
Molecular function (GO): ammonium channel activity
Source: RefSeq, a predicted model, not a curated record
ACCCGUCCUUCUGCCUCUCCUCUGCCAGGUUUCCGGGAUGUCCACCUCCAAGCUCUCCUUGGCUUCGGGCUGCUGGUGGCCUUCCUCGGCCGCUACGGGCCAGGCAGCGUGGCCAUCAGCAUCCUCAUCGUGGCCUUCGCCAUCCAGUGGGCCAUACUGAUCCAGGGGUUUUUAUACUUCUUCCUGAAUGGCAAAAUUUACGUGGGAGCUCAGAGCUUGGUCAGCGCCGACUUCUGCACCGCGGCCAUUCUGAUCUCCGCUGGAGCUGUCCUGGGCAGGGUAAACCCCGUCCAGAUGCUGCUGUUGACCCUGCUGGGAGUCACCCUCUUCACUCUCAACGAAUACAUCCUGCUCAGCCUCAUGGGGGUAAGCGACAGCGGGGGCUCCUUGACUGUCCACACCUUCGGCGCCUAUUUCGGCUUGAUGGUCUCACGGAUCUUGCACCAGCCCCAUACGGACAAGAGGAAAGGGCAGCAGGACAUGGGGCACCAGUCAGAUGUCUUUGCUGUGGUUGGAACCGUCUACCUGUGGAUCUUCUGGCCCAGCUUCACCUCGGCCACCACUGCCCACGACAACGCCGAGCCCUGGGCAGUGCUGAACACCUACUUCUCGCUGGUGGCGAGCACCCUGGCCACCUUCGUCCUCUUGCCUGUCCUCUACGAGGAGAGCACCCUGCGGAUGGUUCAGAUCCAGGAUGCCACCUUGGCUGGCGCAGCUGUGAUGGGCAUGGCUGGGGAGAUGCUGGUCACCCCCUUCGGGGCCCUCAUCGCGGGCUUUCUGGCCGCCCGAACCCUGGCUCUUCCUCAACGCUCUCUCCAGCCCGUCCUGCGCUCCAGGCUGAAAACCCAGGACACGUGUGGGGUUCACAACGUCCACGGGCUGCCGGGGAUCCUGGGCGCCUUGCUGGGGACGCUGCUG